Messenger RNA from Candoia aspera, 729 nucleotides. RefSeq names its product zinc finger and SCAN domain-containing protein 31-like. The record is from RefSeq and is a predicted model, not a curated record. The transcript has 2 exons. NCBI's taxonomy places the organism in Eukaryota, Metazoa, Chordata, Lepidosauria, Squamata, Candoiidae. Bases 67 to 621 code for a protein of 184 amino acids.
CUUGAGAUAGAAAUUGCAGAAGGGAGAGAAGAAUCCUUUUUGGCUGCAUUGGAACAGAGAUCGAGGAUGGUUAUAGAAGCCUUGGCUGGCCCUGAAGCAGGAAGAGGACCCAGCGUUCCCUGGACAGAGGGCAGAGGGGCUUUAUGGGAAAGAGCAGAGCGGAAGAUCCUGGAGGAGGACCUGGUUGGUUCAGAGGCACACUGCCGGCGUUUCAGAGACUUCCACUACCAGGAGGCAGAAGGUCCCCGAGAGCUCUGCAGCCGCCUCCACCAUCUUUCCCGCCAGUGGCUGCAGCCGGAGCGACACACCAAGAGCCAGAUGCUGGACCUGGUGAUCCUGGAGCAGCUGCUGGCCGUCCUGCCGGUGGAGAUGUCCAGCUGGGUGCGGGAGUGCGGAGCGGAGAGCAGCUGCCAGGCGGUGGCCCUGGCCGAAGGCUUCCUCCUGGGUCGGUUGGAGCAGAAGAAAGCAGAAGAGCAGGAGGAGAGAAAUCACCCGUUUGCAGAAAAGGGCCCUGCCUUGCCAGCCCUGGAGGGGGCUCUGUCGGCCUCCAAACAGAGAGCCCCAAGAAGGAGCGUCCUGGCAGAGGAGGGUAGAGGGUCACCCUGGGCAGGUAAGUCUUAAUGGAAAUCUGGGUCUCCCUUCACCUGGAAGCCUUGGGCUGAGUCCUGGAGGAAAGGCUCAAUUCCACCCAUUUCCCACCUCGGACACUUGGGCUCACGACUGAGAAUU